Stegostoma tigrinum is the source of this 1053-nucleotide messenger RNA. RefSeq names its product late histone H2B.L4-like. Gene Ontology annotation, molecular function: structural constituent of chromatin; DNA binding; protein heterodimerization activity. The transcript has 3 exons. Bases 144 to 524 code for a protein of 126 amino acids. Gene Ontology annotation, cellular component: nucleosome. NCBI's taxonomy places the organism in Eukaryota, Metazoa, Chordata, Chondrichthyes, Orectolobiformes, Stegostomatidae. The record is from RefSeq and is a predicted model, not a curated record.
GUAAGAUUUCUUCAGUGCAGAGGAAGUGUGACCAGAUCCUUCUGAUAAACAGCAGGUGACUAGUGUCCCUGGACGUGCUGUGUAAUCCAUUUGUCGUCUGUUGUGCAGGUGUCGAAGGACAAUGCUUUUCAGUGACCGUCGCUAUGGCAGAUGAGAAGAAAUCGCAGGCAACUUCCAAGAAAGGCGCGAAGAAAAUCAUCAAGAAGGCGCCGGGGAAAAGCGGCAAGAAAAGGAGCCGACGCAGGAAAGAAAGUUACUCCAUCUACAUCUACAAAGUGAUGAAGCAGGUUCACCCCGACACCGGCAUCUCCUCCAGGGCCAUGAGCAUCAUGAACUCGUUCGUCAACGAUAUUUUCGAGCGUAUCGCAGGGGAGGCUUCCCGCCUGGCCCAUUACAACAAGCGCAGCACCAUCAGCUCCCGGGAGAUCCAGACCGCCGUGCGGCUGCUGCUGCCCGGGGAGCUGGCCAAGCACGCCGUGUCGGAGGGUACAAAGGCGGUGACCAAGUACACCAGCUCCAAGUGAGACACCUCGCUGCUGAAAGCAGACACCAAUCCAAAACCCAACGGCUCUUUUAAGAGCCACCCACAAUUGCACUGAGGCAGCUGAACCGUUUUAACUUGGAUAGUCGAUGCUGGAGAAUCUGAGACAACAAGGUGUGGGCCUGGGUGAACACAGCAAGCCGAGCAGCGUCAGAGGAGCAGGAAUGUUGACAUUUCGGGGCGAGACCCUUCUUAAGAAAUUAGGUUUUAACUUUGUGGUUUAUUCUGGGUCUGUAUAAUUCAUGUCCCUAAGCUUUGUGUUUCGUUUUCAAUAAAUUUUGUUUAAAAAAAUUCGUGUGAUCCCUGACCCUCUGCCCUUUAUUCUCGGUUGCGUAGUUCCCUGACUGUUUUCCCUGCCUGUAUAGAGAGCAUAUUUAUCGUCACGGAGUCAUUUUUUUCUGCAACUUCUUUGUUUUCCGGUUACUCUUUAACCCUUGAAAACAAAGUGUGAGGAUGGAUGAACACAGCAGGCCAAGCAGCAUCUCAGGAGCACAAAAGCUGACGUUUCGGGC